AUGAACUUCUAUCGCUCCAAGCGCGCAAAGGCACACUAUGAGAUCGGUGACGACCGGCCGGCAAAGCGCAUCUCGACGCCGGCUGGCCAGCGUCUCUCCGUAAUCCUCGACGCCAAACGAGGCAAGUCGGCUUCGUCCAAGGCCGCCGAAAUCAGCGUCACCACCGAAAGCACAUUCUGCAACGACCCAUCGCAUCAGCAUGUUGGGCCAGUACAACACCACAGGGUCGAGAAGAAGCCCGGCUUCAUCCAAUCGGUCUUGACGGGUGGCAGGUUGCUCACGCCAAGGGAAAGCAGCGAGGACAUGCACAAUGGGAGCAAUCUCAGUGUCAGCGUGUGGAGUGACCGGGAUGAGGAGAAGUUUGGACACGUGCGGCAACGGAGACAGAGAGGAUGUGCUGCCUGGGGAUGGAAGAAGCUUGCCGUGGUCGCCGCCCUGAUCAUUGCGCUGAUCGUGGCAUUGGGCGUUGGACUGGCGAUGGGACUGAAGAAGGACUCGAAGAGUAGCACACCCGCAGCGAACACAGGCGGCUCAACGACACCAGCAGGCACCGAUAGCAAGCCCGCUUCCAACCCCGACUCCAACUCUCCCUCCACGACCGACGACGACCCCCCAUCUGCAGUCGCCACCUCCACACCCUCCGCCGUCCCCUCAAACUUCCCUGUCGGAAGCUGGUCCUUCGUCCUCUUCCUCGACACCGUCACAACAGACUGCACCUCAGACGCAGACACGUGGACAUGCCCGCCGAACACAAACUACUACGACGACCAACAGAAAGCUCUCACCAUUCUCAAUUGGGAUAUCAGCGGAUCUGCAGGGUCUUGGAAGAUUUCCUCAGGCAAACAGGACGACACAUUCGACACGACGUUCCAGAACGAAGACCUCGAGCUUUUGGACGCCGGGAAGGACACGGAGCGAUACCGGUUCCAGAUCACUCGCUCUAAGACUGUGAACAUGACUGGAAGCCUUGGAGGAAAGAGAGGCGACUUCGAGUGCGACUACGGUGCGACAAACAUGCAGGGCAUCUUAUACACCAAGAUGCAGCAGACGUACCCAGACGACACAAUCGCAGUUGGAAAGGUCGCCAACAAGGCGUGGCCAUAUGCCGUAAAGAUCGAACAAAGCGUAGCAGGUGGACAAGGAGUACCAGCCUGCACGAGCUCGUCAGGCGACGACGUCAGGCUCAAGCCUCAGAUUGAGAGCACGUUAUGUUCUUGUUUCUACAAGAACUUUACACCACCACCCAAGUCAUAA
Molecule: messenger RNA, 1254 nt
Organism: Alternaria hordeiaustralica
Lineage: Eukaryota; Fungi; Ascomycota; Dothideomycetes; Pleosporales; Pleosporaceae
Exons: 3
Coding region: 1-1254 (417 amino acids)
Source: RefSeq, a predicted model, not a curated record